CGCUUUCACACAUGUCUUUACCUCAAUUCUUAUAAUAAUCACUUGUUUUUCACCUAUAAUUUUACAGUAUUCUGGAUAGCCUGACACUGUCUAUGCCUCACGAGCAUUGAAAUCCCAACCUUGCGCUCCAUCAGAGUACAUAAAUAAACGCUACCACGAGCUUCAACGCACUCAACUUCCUCCUCGACAUCCCCCAUCAUGGCCGAGGCAACCCUCCACAACGCUCCCAUAGUCCUAGACAAUGGCAGCGGCACUAUACGCGCUGGUUUCGCGGGCGAAGACCUCCCCAAAUGCUACUUCCCCUCCUUCGUCGGACGACCAAAACACCCACGAGUCCUCGCCGGCGCGCUAGAAGGCGACGUGUUUAUCGGCCAACGAGCUCAAGAACUCCGCGGACUCCUGAAGAUCAGAUACCCGCUGGAGCAUGGAAUAGUUACAGAUUGGGACGACAUGGAGAAGAUAUGGCAGUGGGUGUAUGAGGGGGAGCUAAAGACGCUCAGCGAAGAGCAUCCCGUGCUGCUGACGGAGCCGCCGCUGAAUCCGCGCGCGAAUAGGGACACGGCGGCGCAGAUUUUGUUCGAGCAGUUUAAUAUCCCGGCGUUGUAUACGAGUAUUCAGGCGGUGUUGUCGUUGUACGCGUCUGGCCGGACGACCGGGAUCGUGCUGGAUUCUGGGGAUGGGGUGUCGCACGCGGUGCCGGUUUAUGAGGGUUUUGCGAUGCCAAGCAGUAUACGGAGGAUCGAUGUGGCCGGGAGAGAUGUCACGGAGCAUCUACAACUGUUGCUGAGGAAGAGUGGCUAUGUGUUUCAUACGAGUGCGGAGAAGGAGGUGGUGAGGAUGAUCAAGGAGAAGACAUCAUAUGUGGCUUUGGAUCCGAAGAAAGAGGAGAAGGAAUGGUCCACGGGCGUAGGGAAACAGGAUACAAAGAUACAGGAAUAUGUUUUGCCAGAUGGACACAAAUUGAAGGUCGGCGUUGAACGAUUCCGCGCGCCUGAAAUUCUCUUCGACCCCGAGAUAAUUGGACUUGAGUAUCCCGGCGUGCAUCAAAUCGUCGUCGACGCAAUCAAUCGCACAGACAUGGACCUACGUAAAUCCCUCUUCGCCAAUAUUGUUCUCUCCGGCGGUUCUACACUCUGCAAAGGCUUUGGAGACAGAUUACUGCACGAGGUGCAAAGACUGGCAGUGAAAGACAUGCGGAUCAAGAUAUUCGCUCCACCGGAAAGGAAGUACAGUACGUGGAUCGGGGGCAGUAUCCUGGCGGGGCUGAGCACGUUUAGAAAAAUGUGGGUGAGCAUUGACGACUGGCACGAGAACCCCGAUAUAAUCCAUCAAAAAUUCACAUAACACCGAUGAAUGCAGAUUUAUAGAAUAAACAUGCAUCUCUUGUGUCUUUAUACCUGUUGCGUACUUCUUCAUGUACAAUACCCAGCGAUUUCCCCAACGUGCUGCAAAUGUUUAUACUUCUGAAGCUUUCCUUUUCCCUUCGAUACCUUUUUUGAAUUUGGUAAUUGGUGGCAGGUCCUGGCUUCUUUUUGAUACCCAGAAGAUUAUAUUCUCAAAUCAAUGGAGAUAAUUCACCCUGGUCGUCUGGCACGGUUGUCUACAGGCCUACAUCAGCAAUUCCGGAGCUGGCGCCGGAUUCCAGGGGGAAUCGACACUCAGCGAAAGUUGCUUCGUGACAGGAUAUAUGCUAUAUUUCAACUUGAAUGUUGCUGUAGUGGUAAGAAUACGCAAACCGACACAAGUUUGUGUGACGCGGAUGCAAGCCUCUCACCCGGUGGACGGGUCUUAAACAGGCAUGGAUGCAAAGGAAAUUCAACGCUUUGAGAAUUCUUUUUUUUUUCUUCCAUUUUUGUCUAGCUAUUCUAGACUCCU
This is a messenger RNA of Coccidioides immitis RS, 1875 nucleotides long. RefSeq names its product actin-like protein. The record is from RefSeq and is a predicted model, not a curated record. Lineage: Eukaryota; Fungi; Ascomycota; Eurotiomycetes; Onygenales; Onygenaceae. Bases 199 to 1344 code for a protein of 381 amino acids. The transcript is spliced from 3 exons.